Molecule: messenger RNA, 1585 nt
Organism: Pipra filicauda (Wire-tailed manakin)
Lineage: Eukaryota; Metazoa; Chordata; Aves; Passeriformes; Pipridae
Gene: APLF
Product: aprataxin and PNKP like factor
Exons: 8
Coding region: 151-1407 (418 amino acids)
Biological process (GO): double-strand break repair
Cellular component (GO): nucleus; site of double-strand break
Molecular function (GO): DNA-(apurinic or apyrimidinic site) endonuclease activity; 3'-5' exonuclease activity
Source: RefSeq, a predicted model, not a curated record
CUUGUACUCCGAGGUCCAGUCUGUCGGGAGCCCCGUUUCCCUCAGGCUGCCUCUGGAGAGCCGCCUUCCAUGGGCGAGUGAGCGCGUACAGAGCCAGACAUUUGUCCAGGCACGCCACAAUCGUGCACAUCUUGAGUUUUAAAACUCUUCAUGUGUAGGAGUACUCAUACAGGAAAGACUAAAGAGGACGCACUUAGGCAAGACUCUCCAAACCAGAAAAAGAACACAUUCUGGAAACCAGAAGCUGAAGAACUGAUAUUGUCAUGGUCUGGAUUGGAAACAGAAACAUCUGAUGUAGAAAAAUGUAAACCAAGGGUGCUGCCAAGUGAAGAUUUGCCUAUGCCCUCAUCUGGGCAUCAACAAGACCAGACUGUGUCUCCAAAAAAGUCUCUCAAGUCUUCCAAGAAUCUGCAGUCAGCUUCAAAAGCUUCUCAGCAUUUAGAUAAGAGGAAACAAACUGCUAAGCAGAAACUUCCUAAGGUUAAAGUAGCUAAGAAAGUGGCGUUAAGUUCAAGGAAGGAGCUUAAAAAAUCUGUCCAGAAAAGUAGUAGUAAAAAAACUCAGUUGCAAAGAGAGAAGAGUUCUGACAGUGAACCCAGUGAAGAAGAGCAUGAAAGAGAGCCUGUACAUUUGAAAGAUGUGUGUACCACACCCUUGCGUCAGAAAUUAGAGACUCCCGUGAUUCAGAAAUUGGCUGUGUCUGAAAAGCCUAGAAAUGUGUUGCACACAUUGGAGUCACCUGGUGGUGCAAAUAACCCAUCUCCUGUGAAAGCACUACAGCAUCUCAUGGACAGUGUGAAGAAUUCAGAAAAGAAGCAGUUGUCAGCCAAGUAUUCAGGGAAGAUACCCGGAAAGAUUCCUUGCAGAACCAAUAAAGCUGUUUACUCAAACCCUGAGGACACUGAGUCUCAAACAGAUUCUGACAGCUCUUCUGUACAGAACAUGGCAAGGAAAAACCAGAAGUUAUCAGAUGUAAAAAUAAAAAAUAACAAAAGAAAACGUAACAGGCAACAUGGACCACAAUAUUCCUUUGUGGCUGAGAAGGCUGUGAACUAUGAAAGUGGGCCUGUUCUAGAACAUUGUGAUAAAUUUGAUUCCAGCACUAAGUCUUGUGAACAGUAUGAUACAUCAUCAGAGACUUUUGAUGACUUGAAUUACAAAGUGAGAGAUCCAUUGUCAGACAACAUAGCAAGGCAUAAAAUAGGAGCUGAGCAAAGGGUUGCAUUUGGAGAGUUUAUUGUAAGAUCACUGCUGCAACCUAUGAAGAAAACACUGAAGAAUCCCAUUCACUUCCAACAGUUCAGUCACCCUAAUGAUGACGACUAUCAUGACAUGGAGAUGAUAUCUCAGGAUAACAACGACAACCGGCCCGAGUGUCCAUAUGGAACAGCUUGUUAUAGCUGGUAAAUGAAAAUUUGACUCUUGGAACCUAUUCAGUGACUUGAAGGUCAGCACUUUUCAGCAUUCAGUAAACUGUUAUUUUAUAUAAAUGUAUUGUUUAUAUAUAAUUUAUUGUUACCUGGUGUUCCUGAUAUGUAACUUUUAGUUUAAAUUUUGAUAAAGUGUUUGUUGAUAUUUUGUAUAA